GAUGCUCCACUGCAGUAAGGAUGGGACUUCAUCUCCUAACAUAUUGUUAAGUUAGACUUGUGAUAUUUUGGACAAACGAGACAAGCAACCAUGAGGGACAGACUGGACCAUCUGCAGACCUUCUCAGUGUCAAGCAGCCAUGUGGAGGAGAUGGAAUCAGAUUCAUUCAGCAAUGUGGACCUGGAGGAGGACUUCGCACAGCAAGCUGUCAUUUUUGACAACAGCGAGAAGAUGGAGUUUGUGCUCGACGUGGCUCAAGAAACCAGACGUGAGAUUCAACUCAUCCGACAUGAGGUCAAGCGUCUAAAAGAUCAAAACACACGCCUUCUUAGUGAACCAACUCGUACAACUCACAUAAAGCAAGACGCCAACGUCAUCGUUGAUGGGAUCAAGACCCGUGGAGAAGACAUCCUAGCACGCCUUCAGAAGAUGGAUGCUGAAGCCAAAAAUCUAGAAGAGGAUAAUGGCGUCAACUCGGCUGUGGCAAGAGUUGCCCGGACACAGUACGCCAGCCUGAGCAACAGCUUCCGUGACGCGAUGACAGAAUACAAUGAUGCAGAGAUGAGCCACAAGGAGAACUGCAAGCUUCACAUUCAGCGACAAAUGGAGAUUGUGGGAAGAGAUGUUUCUGGUGACCAGAUUGAUGAGAUGCUGGAUAACGGUCAGUGGAACAUCUUCAGUGAUAACUUUAUCUCGGAAGGUAAAACAGCCCGCUCUGCACUCAACCAGAUUGAGAGUAGACAUCGGGACCUGCUGGAUCUAGAAGGUCGACUCAAGAGCCUUCACGACGUCUUCCUGGAUGUGGCCAUGCUUGUAGAGGAACAAGGACCUAUGACAGACUACAUAUUAAACAAUGUUCAAAAAACUGAUGCUAAGCUUGACGAAGUCCUUGUUAAACUGGAACGGGCAAAGAGGUAUGACAAUAACAACCCGUUCAAGAAACUGUUCUGUGGAUGCUGCCCAUGUGCAAAUAACUGAGACUGUUGAUCAGAAACUGGAUGACUGUGUGAAAUUGUAUCUAGGAUGUCAAGAAUGGGAGACCAGAAUAGAGACUAGUCUAUAUGGAGACUGAAAUGGAGAGAUCACAAAACCUGACUGAUACUGCUAAAAAACAGCUAAAGUCUUGCCUUUGAAUAACUACAUUCCUAAAUAUGCUUAACAUUUACAUUCCUAUUUAUGUCAUUAUUCUAACCUCGUUAAACUAAAUAUGCACUGUUCCUGACUGAGCCGUCUGUUGGGUAAAUGAAGAAUUUGCCAUGUUUUGCGAUGCAAGUAUUCUAACAAUCUCGAUGAUGUCUUCAUGAGAUACGUUUUGUAACCAUUUAGAUGCUUCACACAACUAAAGCAUCCUUGCUUCUAGAAAAUAACAUGAAUAUAUUACGCCAAUGAGACUAAUGAAACAUUAAAUCACAUUUUUGGUUCCUAAGUAAUGUAUGCAAGAACCAAACUUCAAUAAUAAUAGAAUAAUCAAUCUAAAUUCUACUUUUGAAAAAGAAGGGUACCAGUGAAAUUCCU
Molecule: messenger RNA, 1515 nt
Organism: Triplophysa dalaica
Lineage: Eukaryota; Metazoa; Chordata; Actinopteri; Cypriniformes; Nemacheilidae
Gene: stx11b.1
Product: syntaxin 11b, tandem duplicate 1
Exons: 2
Coding region: 91-978 (295 amino acids)
Biological process (GO): synaptic vesicle fusion to presynaptic active zone membrane; exocytosis; intracellular protein transport
Cellular component (GO): endomembrane system; plasma membrane; presynaptic active zone membrane
Molecular function (GO): SNARE binding; SNAP receptor activity
Source: RefSeq, a predicted model, not a curated record